Kogia breviceps (pygmy sperm whale) is the source of this 1660-nucleotide messenger RNA. RefSeq names its product major facilitator superfamily domain containing 10 (gene SLC75A1). Gene Ontology annotation, biological process: transmembrane transport. The record is from RefSeq and is a predicted model, not a curated record. Gene Ontology annotation, cellular component: brush border membrane. NCBI's taxonomy places the organism in Eukaryota, Metazoa, Chordata, Mammalia, Artiodactyla, Physeteridae. Gene Ontology annotation, molecular function: transmembrane transporter activity.
ACUCCUGUGUUGGGUCGCGGGGCAGGCAGACCCUUUAGGCCCUCGCUGGCUCUUCGCGGGUGGGGGUCACGGCGGGAGCUGGGGUUUGUUUCCCCGCUAGGUAGGUGGGUGUGGGGCUGGGGUACCCAAACGUGCCCUCGUGCGACGUGCCGUCUUGCAGACCCGCCACCCGCUCAGCCAGGCCGGAUCGGAGCGGCCCCCAUCAUGGGCUGGGGAGCCGGCGGGAGCUGCACCCCGCGCCCGCCCAUCCGCCAGCAGCCGGCAUCCGAAACCCGAGUGGUCGCUGUGGUCUUCCUCGGUCUCCUGCUGGACCUCCUGGCCUUCACCCUGCUGCUGCCCCUGCUACCUGCGCUGCUGGAGAGCCACGGCCGUGCGCAGGAUCCUCUUUAUGGCUCGUGGCAGCGUGGGGUGGACUGGUUUGCCGCAGUCGUAGGGAUGCCAGCCGAGAAGAGAUACAACAGCGUCCUGUUCGGAGGUCUGAUUGGCUCCAUCUUCUCCUUCUUGCAGUUCCUCUCGGCGCCCCUCACGGGGGCCGUCUCUGACUGCCUGGGGAGGCGCCCGGUGAUGCUGCUGUCCCUGGCAGGCCUGGCCACCUCGUAUGCCGUGUGGGCCGCUUCGAAGAGCUUUGCGGCCUUCCUGGCCUCCAGGAUGAUUGGGGGCAUCAGCAAGGGGAACGUCAGCCUCUCCACCGCCAUUGUCGCCGACCUGGGCUUGUCUGCUGCCCGCAGCAGGGGCAUGGCAGUCAUUGGGGUGGCCUUCUCUUUGGCCUUCACGCUGGGCCCCAUGCUGGGUGCCUCCCUGCCCGUGGAGACGGCGCCCUGGUUGGCUUUGCUCUUCGCGGUCUCCGAUUUGCUGUUCAUCUCCUGCUUCCUGCCGGAGACGCUGCCCCCGGAGAAGCGGGCACCGUCCAUCACGCUGGGUUUUCGAGCUGCUGUUGACCUGCUCAGCCCUCUGGCCCUGCUCUGCUUCUCAGCGGUGGCACGUGGCCCGGACCCGCCCACUGGAGUCAGGCUGGGCAGCCUGCGCCUGCUGGGCCUGGUCUACUUCCUCUAUCUCUUCCUGUUCUCGGGCCUGGAGUUCACGCUUAGCUUCCUCGUGCACCAGCGCUUCCAGUUCAGCAGCCUAGAGCAGGGAAAGAUGUUUUUCUUCAUCGGCCUCACCAUGGCCACCAUCCAGGGCGCCUACGCCCGGCGGAUCAGCCCUGGCGGGGAGAUCGCAGCUGUGAAGCGGGCCAUGCUGCUGCUGGUCCCCGCCUUCCUCCUCGUCGGCUGGGGGCACACGCCGCCCCUGCUGGGCCUGGGGCUGCUGCUCUACUCCUUCGCCGCUGCCAUCGUGGUGCCCUGCCUGUCCUCUGUGGUCGCCGGCUACGGCUCUCCCGCGCAGAAGGGCGUGGUCAUGGGCACGCUGCGGAGCCUGGGCGCCCUGGCCAGGGCUCUGGGGCCCAUGGUGGCCGCCUCAGUGUACUGGCUGGCCGGGGCUCGGGUCUGCUACACUGUGUGCGCGGGGCUCUUCCUGCUCCCCUUCUCCCUUCUGCGGAAGCUGAGGCCUCCGGCGGGGACGCUCAAGACCGAGUAGCUGAGCCACCCCUACCCCAGAGCAGGGCAGCUGAUGCAGGGAGUGGGAGGCCUGGGCCAGGACGGCUCCCCACUGCCCGCCUGAC